UAGUUAGUAAUACUAUUCCAAUUUCCUUGUCUACCCAUCUUACAAUUAUUUGAUUCUGCAACUCCAUUUCCUGUUAACUCUUUCUUUCAAUCUCUACAAUUUAACCAUCAUUUUCCCAUCUGUCCUUGCUAUAUUUUUCUUUUCUUCUCCCCAUAAACACUUACACACUUAUAUCAAUGACAAAUCAAAUCUCUAUUACAUGUUCUGUUUUGGUUGGUGUUCCUUACUCUUCAAUUAUACCCUUCAUUUUCUAUCUAUAGUAACCCUUUUUCUCUCUUUUGUUCCAACAAUAGUACUGCUUUUGCACAAAGAUUGAGGCUUUUUAUUCAGAAAAUUCUUAAAGUUAUUGGGUAUUUCAGUUGGAAGCUUGGCUUUGCUCAAAGAUUUUCAUCAGAAUGUCUUCUUCAACGCCAAGUCAAGGGUCCAGUAAUUCUGGACGCUCGAAACACAGUGCUAGGAUUAUGGCUCAGACUAUUGUUGAUGCAAAGCUUCAUGCAGAUUUUGAGGACUCCAGCAGUGAUUUUGACUACUCUAGUUCUGUUCGUGCUACUAGCUCUGGUGGAGGAAAACAGCCUCCUAGGUCCGAUAAGGUUACCUCAUCUUAUCUCAUGCAGAUACAGAAAGGAAAACUAAUUCAGCCUUUCGGAUGCUUGCUUGCCCUCGAUGAGAAGACUUUUAGGGUAGUUGCGUAUAGCGAGAAUGCCCCAGAAAUGCUUACAAUGGUUAGCCAUGCUGUCCCAAGUGUAGGGGAUCAUCCGGUAAUUGGGAUUGGAACUGAUGUGAGGACUAUAUUCACUGCUCCAAGCGCUUCUGCGUUGCAAAAGGCGUUAGGAUUUGCCGAUGUAUCUCUUUUAAAUCCAAUCUUAGUUCAUUGCAAAACAUCCGGGAAGCCUUUCUAUGCGAUCAUCCACAGGGUAACAGGCAGCUUGGUCAUUGACUUUGAACCCGUGAAGCCGUAUGAAGUUCCCAUGACAGCUGCUGGUGCCCUGCAAUCGUACAAGCUUGCAGCCAAAGCAAUUACUCGUUUGCAAUCUUUGCCGAGUGGAAAUCUCAGCAAACUUGUUGAUACCAUGGUUCAGGAGGUGUUCGAGUUGACAGGAUAUGACAGGGUAAUGGCAUACAAAUUUCAUGAUGAUGAUCACGGAGAAGUUGUGUCUGAGAUUACAAAACCUGGCCUCGACCCAUACCUAGGAUUGCAUUAUCCAGCAACUGAUAUUCCACAGGCUGCUCGAUUCUUGUUUAUGAAAAAUAAAGUUCGUCUGAUAUGUGAUUGCCGCGCAAAAUAUGUGCAGGUGAUCCAGGACGAGAAGCUUCCUUUCGACUUGACUCUAUGUGGUUCAACGCUCAGAGCGCCACAUGGUUGUCACGCUCAAUACAUGGAGAAUAUGAACUCUAUUGGAUCCUUAGUUAUGGCUGUUGUUGUCAACGAUGAGGAUGAAGAAAACAAUGGCUCUACUCCACAGCCCCAACAAAAGAGAAAGAGGCUAUGGGGUUUAGUUGUCUGCCAUCACACGUCGCCAAGGUUUGUCCCAUUCCCUUUGCGUUAUGCAUGCGAGUUUCUGGCUCAAGUAUUCGCCAUCCAUGUGAAUAAAGAACUAGAGUUGGAAAACCAAUACCUCGAGAAGAAAAUCCUCAGAACUCAGACUCUUCUCUGUGAUAUGCUGAUGAGGGAUGCUCCGUUAGGUAUAGUAACGCAAAGUCCAAACAUUAUGGAUCUUGUCAAGUGUGAUGGGGCCGCACUUUUGUACAACAAUAAGUUAUGGAAACUUGGGGUCACUCCAACCGACUACCAAAUUAAAGAUAUCGCUGUGUGGCUGUCCCUUGAUCACAAAGAUUCGACAGGGUUAAGCACGGAUAGUUUGUACGAUGCUGGGUAUCCAGGAGCUCUUGCUCUUGGGGAUUCUGUGUGUGGGAUGGCUGCUGUCCGAAUUACGAUGAAAGAUAUGCUCUUUUGGUUCCGGUCCCACACUGCUGCGGAGAUUAAAUGGGGUGGUGCUAAACAUCAUCCAGGUGAGAAGGAUGAUGGAUCGAAGAUGCACCCAAGAUCAUCAUUCAAGGCUUUCCUUGAGGUUGUGAAGAACAGGAGUGUACCUUGGAAGGAUUUUGAAAUGGAUGCAAUCCAUUCAUUGCAGCUUAUUCUUAGAAAUACUUUCAAAGCUAUGGAAGCCGCAGACUUAAAUACAUCUGUAAUCCAUUCUAAAAUCAGCGAUCUCAAAAUCGAUGGCAUUCGGGAGCUUGAAGCAGUGACCAGCGAGAUGGUGCGCUUGAUUGAAACAGCCACCGUCCCCAUUUUUGCAGUUGAUUCUGAUGGACUUGUUAAUGGUUGGAACACCAAAAUUUCUGAGCUCACCAGGCUUCCAGUAACUGGCGCUGUUGGAAAACAUAUAGCAGCACUAGUUGAAGACUCAUCUAUUGAUACGGUCAGGAAUCUGUUGCAAUCAGCACUUCAAGGAAAAGAGGAGAAAAAUGUUCAGUUCGAGAUCAAAAGGCACCAAUCAAUGGUAGACGGUCCCAUCAGCUUAGUUGUGAAUGCUUGUGCAAGCAAGGAUGUCAAUGGAAAUGUUAUCGGGGUAUGUUUCAUUGCUCAGGAUAUAACUGGUCAGAAAUCAGUUAUGGACAAGUUCACACGAAUUGAAGGAGAUUAUAAAGCAAUAGUACAGAAUCCGAACCCCUUGAUUCCCCCGAUAUUUGGAACAGAUGAAUUCGGGUGGUGUUCAGAAUGGAACCCUGCAAUGUCAAAGCUAACAGGAUAUAAGCGAGAGGAGGUCAUCGAUAAGAUGUUACUAGGGGAAGUUUUUGGGACCCAGAAAUCAUGCUGUCGUCUCAAAAAUCAGGAAGCAUUCGUAAACCUCGGUGUUGUAUUGAAUGGUGCUAUGAGUGGCCAAGAUACCGAGAAAGUCCCAAUCGGGUUUUUCACGCGUAGUGGAAAAUUUAUUGAAUGUCUGCUUUGUGUGAGCAAGAAGUUAGACAGAGAAGGCGCAGUCACUGGCGCUUUUUGCUUCUUGCAGCUCGCUAGUCAGGAUUUGCAGCACGCACUCCAUGUUCAACGACUAGCUGAGCAAGCGGCUCUGAAGAGGCUCAAGGCAUUAGCUUACGUGAAAAGACAGAUACGAAAUCCUUUGUCAGGCAUUAUGUUCUCUAGAAAGAUGCUCGAAGGUACUGAAUUGGGAGACGAGCAAAGGUUACUAUUGCAUACAAGUGCGCAGUGCCAACGACAACUUAACAAGGUCCUAGAAGAUUCAGAUUUGGAUAGUAUCAUUGACGGGUACCUUGAGCUCGACAUGGUGGAAUUUUCUAUCCAAGAUGUACUAGUAGCUUCAAUGAGUCAGGUAAUGACGAAGAGCAACGAGAAGGGAGUUCGGAUAGAGAACGAGUCGUCAGAAGAGUGCCUAAAGGAGACUUUGUAUGGAGAUAACUUAAGGCUUCAGCAAGUCCUGGCAGAUUUUCUGUGGAUUGCAGUGAAUGCUACACCUGCUGGAGGUCACAUUGGACUUAAAGUUGGUUUGGCAAAGGAUAAGAUAGGGGAAUCUGUUCAGCUAGGAAAGUUGGAAUUCAGGAUAUUACAUACAGGCGGAGGCGUAUCAGAAGAAUUACUCGGACAGAUGUUUGAGAGCAGCGGAGAUGCAACUGAAGAGGGUAUUAGUCUGCUGAUAAGCAGAAAGUUAGUGAAGCUAAUGAAUGGAGAGAUCCAAUAUCUGAGAUCUGCUGGCUCAUCGACGUUCAUUAUAUCUGUUGAACUUGCUGUAGCCGAUAAAGCUAUGCAUUAACAUUUAUUUUCGUCUGGAGGAUUCGCUGUUAAGCUAACCUGUCAAACAAGAAAAACGAGUUACAAGAACUAGAAAAACAUCAAGAUUUUCGAGUUUUUGGCAGUCGUAAGCCUUUACCUUUUCCCUAACGAAUACGUUCCUUUCCCUCUUUCAUUCUCUUUUGAGUCUUGUCCUUUACAUUUUGCUUACCUGAUCUUUGUAUUCUGUUUUGAGUUAACCUGUAUAUAUUUUGAGUGACAAUCUCAACUUUUUUCUUGGCUAUAUUGAUAUGUUGCAUAUCUUUUUUUUCAUAUUUGCUUCUAUCAUAAUCAAAUGUCUUAUUAAUAAUGAGUCAAUUUUAAGGAAAAGGAAAGAGGGCCACAUUGGAGGACGGAAGAAAAAAGUGGUAAUUUAUUUAUAAU
Molecule: messenger RNA, 4168 nt
Organism: Amaranthus tricolor (Joseph's coat)
Lineage: Eukaryota; Viridiplantae; Streptophyta; Magnoliopsida; Caryophyllales; Amaranthaceae
Product: phytochrome A-like
Exons: 6
Coding region: 396-3767 (1123 amino acids)
Biological process (GO): protein-tetrapyrrole linkage; regulation of DNA-templated transcription; detection of visible light
Cellular component (GO): nucleus
Molecular function (GO): phosphorelay sensor kinase activity; protein homodimerization activity; photoreceptor activity
Source: RefSeq, a predicted model, not a curated record